UGCAGCAGCGCCGUUACUGACGAGCUUUGACAACUUUGACACGAUAUUCUUGUUUUGUUUGGCACAUUUUGGCCGCAAGUUAUGCGUAAAAAGGCGCAGCGCUGGUUGUGACGCAUGGUCACCGCUUUGGAUCUAUUCAAAAGUCCUUCCAGCAGGUGAACAUCCACACUGGAAAUAUAUUCAUCUUUUUUUUCUUUUUUUUUUCUUUUUUAAAAGAGGAUUUAAAACAGGAUGAAUAUUUUGUGGGUGUGGAUGUUGUGCAUCGUUGAUUUGUCAGAUGCUGUGAUCGACUUAACCAUGAUAUCGACAGCAGAGGUCACCAAAGUAAAUCACUUUUCCAUCUCAUGUAUCAACGGAGACCGCACGCCUGCCCAUGUGGAACUGGACAUUAAGAGAGACAACAAAAUCCUCAUAUUCCCAAAGAUGCCAAAUUUCAAACUACAUAAACCCAGGAACAAGAAAGUGGUGGCCAGAGACUUCAAAGACCUGGAUAACAUCGGUAUAUUUUACUGCGAAUCCACUCAGGAGGUUCCUCCGCUUGAGACGGUCACAAUGAUUAACAACUUUGGCAGAGCAAACUUUGUCCCGAAUCACCUGACUCUGACUGCCAAUAAAGGGGAAACGGUUCACCUCAGCAUGCAGCUCCUCAGCUCCCAAAAGAGGGACGUGACCUGGAAGUACAACGGAAAUUACUAUUACAUGACUCACUGGAACGACAUGGUCAACCGCACUGCUGUUCUGACCGUGGAGAACGCAGCUUUUGCCAAUGAAGGCAUCUACAGUGCCAGCUACGUGGGGGACAGUCCUCUGCAGGGGGCCUGGAUGAGACUCAUUGUCAGAGAUUGUCCCAGUAAGAAAUGGGGUCCUUACUGUGACAAAGACUGCCCGGAGUGUCUCAACGGUGGAGUUUGUCAUGAUGUGGACGGAGAUUGUAUCUGCCCUCCUGGAUUUAUGGGAACACGCUGUGAGACCGCCUGCAGAGAAGGAAUGUUUGGUCGAAACUGCCAAGAGUCGUGCAGCACAGAGCUAAACUGCAAGGGCCUUCGCUUGUGCCUACCUGACCCUUACGGCUGCUCCUGCGCUAGUGGCUGGUUUGGGAGCCGUUGUGAGAAGGCCUGUCAUAAUGACAUGUAUGGACCAGACUGCAGGCUGAGCUGUCGAUGUCAGAAUGGAGGAGUCUGCAAUCGCUUUAGUGGAUGUCAGUGUCCCACAGGAUGGAGGGGACAGAACUGUGAGAAAUCUGACCGAGCUCCAGAGAUCUUGGACUUGGACAGCAAUUUAGAGUGGAAUCUUAACUCAAGCCCAAAGAUAUUUUGUUCAGCCACAGGCAAUCCUCUGCCCAGCCAUGACAGCAUUGAGCUGCGGAAGUUGGACAGCACUGUGCUCAAGGCCUCACACACUGUCAUGGACUCCAAUAAAAGUAUAGCCAUGUUUGAGAUCCCUCGUCUGAGUGCCCAACAAGGAGGACUUUGGGAGUGCAGGGUGUCGACCAACGGAGGCCAGGACUCGCGUAAAUUCAAUCUCACCAUUAAAGAACCACCUGUGCCAACCACUGCUCCCAUACUGAUGGAGAAGAGGAGUAAGCAGCUACUUGUGAUGCCUAUGGACCGCCACAGAGGAGACGGGCCCAUUGUCUCCACCAGGCUCCUCUACAAGCCCGUUGUGAAUGUCGAUUCUUGGUCCUCCAUCAUCGUCUACAGUGACAAAGAGCCUAUCACACUGAUGAACCUGGAGCCUUCAACACGGUACCAUGUACGAGUCCAGCUGACUCGCCCUGGUGAGGGAGGAGAAGGGGCCCCUGGGCCAGAGGCCAUAAUGGAAACCGACUGUCCUGAGCCCACAUUUCGACCCGAGAUUGACAUCAGCUUGGUGGAAGGUCGCAACGUCACCGUGCGAUGGCGACUUCCCAGCAACAGCGACAUUAAUGCCGUCACAGCCAGUGGCUUUUUAGUGCAGCUCUUCGGGCCACCGCCGCACAGUGAGAAACUACUGGAGGCCACCACCAUGUUAAAUGUUCUGUCCAAAAAGUUCCACAACUUGGAGUACCAGCAAGACUACACGGUGGUGGUGCGCCUCAUCAACUGCGGCAGCCAGGGGCCACCCUCAAAGCCCUACCACGUCCGCAUCAACAGCCAGGGCCCAUCACCCCCGCGCAAUGUCCAUACUCUGCCCCUGUCCGUGUCGGCCAUCCAAGUGAAGUGGCAGCCCCCCGAGGAUGUGAACGGAGGCGUCAUGAAAUAUGUAAUUGAGUACCAGCCAGUCGGCCAGGGGAGCCCGCACCUUUGGGUGGACACAGACGAUGGAAACAAGACCGCCAAAGAUGUGACGGCACUCAACAGCAGCACACUCUACCAGUUCAGAGUGAGGGCUUUCUCCAAAGUACCAGGAGAGUGGAGCAAGUUUGUUCAAGAGAUGACAUCAGGCGAUGGCUCGGAGAGUUUAACCCCGACCACCCAGGGUGUGGCUCGGAGGCCUGCCGGGGACAACUAUCAGCUGCUGGUGGCCGUGGUUGGAUCCGUGACCGUCACCUGUGUGACCAUUCUGCUGGCACUGCUCGCUUUCUUUUUCAUCCGCAAAACCGUACUGAGUCGACGACGCACAUUCACCUACCAGUCUGGAUCGGGUGAGGAGACAAUUCUGCAGUUUAACUCUGGAACUCUGACCCUGACCCGAAGGCCUAAGCCCACCCCAGAGCCCCUUACCUAUCCAAUCCUGGAAUGGGAAGAUAUUAAAUUUGAGGAUGUCAUCGGAGAGGGCAACUUUGGACAGGUGAUCAAAGCCAUGAUCAAGAAGGAUGGAAACAAGAUGAGCGCGGCCAUAAAAAUGCUGAAAGAGUUUGCCUCAGAGAACGACCACCGGGACUUUGCAGGGGAACUGGAGGUGUUGUGUAAACUAGGCCAGCAUCCCAACAUCAUCAACCUAAUUGGUGCCUGUGAGAACAGAGGUUACCUGUACAUAGCCAUAGAGUACGCUCCCUACGGCAACCUUCUGGAUUUCUUGCGAAAGAGUCGUGUCUUAGAGACAGAUCCUGCAUUCGCCAAGGAACACGGCACGGCCUCAACGCUCACCUCCCAACAGUUACUGCAGUUUGCCGUGGAUGUGGCGACUGGGAUGCAUUACCUCAGUGACAAACAGUUUAUUCACAGAGAUUUGGCUGCCAGGAACGUUCUUGUCGGCGACAAUCUCGUGGCGAAGAUAGCAGACUUCGGUCUAUCUCGUGGUGAGGAGGUUUAUGUUAAGAAGACAAUGGGUAGGUUGCCUGUUCGCUGGAUGGCCAUUGAGUCUCUGAACUACAGCGUGUAUACAACCAAGAGUGAUGUGUGGUCUUUUGGAAUCCUCCUUUGGGAAAUCGUAAGCUUAGGUGGCACACCAUACUGCGGGAUGACGUGUGCAGAGCUUUAUGAAAAAUUGCCACAAGGCUACAGGAUGGAGAAGCCCAAAAACUGUGAUGAUGAAGUUUACGAGCUCAUGAGACAGUGCUGGAGGGAUCGACCCUACGAAAGACCCCCUUUCUCCCAAAUCUCAGUGCAGCUCAAUAGGAUGCAGGAGGCCAGGAAGGCCUAUGUGAACAUGGCCCUCUUUGAGAACUUCACCUACGCUGGAAUCGAUGCUACUGCGGAGGAGGCCUGACUACCAGCCCCCCCAGGCCCUGGCAUGCCACGUAACCUCAAGAAGAAGCCCAAAAGGUCGUCCCCACGUUACUGCCACCUGCCCGCUGCUCACCGCAGAGACAGGAGGCCCAGACGCUCUCUCAAUACCACUCAGUUAUAGACGGAGGACUGUGAAAGGACACUAUGUGGAUGCACCUGUGGGUUGGAGGCGAUCACUACCGAGAGUCACAUCAUUGAACCUCUUUUCGUUGCAGAGGUCACACUUUUGAGAGUCAAAGAGAAAGUGGCACAUCUGGAAUAUUAUGGCAUGCUGAAACACCACAGGGUCUGAGGGGUGUUGGACUUCAUUCUCUCUGUAAUCCAAAUGGAGGAGUGUGUUUUAUUGUUGUUUUUAUCUUUGAAUGGACUUAGAGUGAAUCACAAACAUUUAGGUCCCCAGACAGGUGGAAACUCAUGAAAAUGUAGCACUUAUCACCGUCUGUAUUAUCACUGCCAUGUGAACUACUGUAUAUAGUUUUUUUUAAGACCUACUAUAUCCUGAAUGUAAUUUGCCUAAUAGUACAGAAGCACUAAUGGUGAUAUGUAAAAAUGUGAGAAUUUUUUCCUUUUGGUUUUGGACUUCUUUUUUUUUACCACACUGAAAAAAAACUGUGAUAAUACAAACCCCGUUUCCAUAUGAGUUGGGAAAUUGUGUUAAAUGUAAAUAUAAAUGGAAUACAAUGAUUUGCAAAUCAUUUUCAACCCAUACAUAUUUGAUGUUCAAACUGAUAAACUUUUUUUUUUUGCAAAUAAUCAUUAACUUUUGAAUUUUAUGCCAGCAACACGUGACAAAGAAGUUGGGAAAGGUGGCAAUAAAUACUGAUAAAGUUGAGGAAUGCUCAUCAAACACUUAUUUGGAACAUCCCACAGGUGUGCAGGCUAAUUGGGAACAGGUGGGUGCCAUGAUUGGGUAUAAAAGUAGAUUCCAUGAAAUGCUCAGUCAUUCACAAACAAGGAUGGGGCGAGGGUCACCACUUUGUCAACAAAUGCGUGAGCAAAUUGUUGAACAGUUUAAGAAAAACCUUUCUCAAUCAGCUAUUGCAAGGAAUUUAGAGAUUUCACCAUCUACGCUCCGUAAUAUCAUCAAAGGGUUCAGAGAAUCUGGAGAAAUCACUGAACGUAAGCAGCUAAGCCCGUGACCUUCGAUCCCUCAGGCUGUACUGCAUCAACAAGCGACAUCACUGUGUAAAGGAUAUCACCACAUGGGCUCAGGAACACUUCAGAAACCCACUGUCAGUAACUACAGUUGGUCGCUACAUCUGUAAGUGCAAGUUAAAACUCUCCUAUGCAAGGCGAAAACCGUUUAUCAACAACAUCCAGAAACUGGAUCGAGCGCAUCUAAGAUGGACUGAUUCAAAGUGGAAAAGUGUUCUGUGGUCUGACGAGUCCACAUUUCAAAUUGUUUUUGGAAACUGUGGACGUCGUGUCCUCCAGACCAAAGAGGAAAAGAACCAUCCGGAUUGUUAUAGACGCAAAGUUGAAAAGCCAGCAUGUGUGAUGGUAUGGGGGUGUAUUAGUGCCCAAGACAUGGGUAACUUACACAUCUGUGAAGGCGCCAUUAAUGCUGAAAGGUACAUACAGGUUUUGGAGCAACAUAUGUUGCCAUCCAAGCAACGUUACCAUGGACGCCCCUGAUUAUUUCAGCAAGACAAUGCCAAGCCACGUGUUACAUCAACGUGGCUUCAUAGUAAAAGAGUGCGGGUACUAGACUGGCCUGCCAGUAGUCCAGGCCUGUCUCCCAUUGAAAAUGUGUGGCGCAUUAUGAAGUCUAAAAUACCACAACGGAGACCCCCGGACUGUUGAACAACUUAAGCUGUACAUCAAGCAAGAAUGGGAAAGAAUUCCACCUGAGAAGCUUAAAAAAUGUGUCUCCUCAGUUCCCAAAUGUUUACUGAGUGUUGUUAAAAGGAAAGGCCAUGUAACACAGUGGUGAACAUGCCCUUUCCCAACUACUUUGGCAUGUGUUGCAGCCAUGAAAUUCUAAGUUAAUUAUUAUUUGCAAAAAAAAAAAUAAAGUUUAUGGGUUUGAACAUCAAAUAUGUUGUCUUUGUAGUGCAUUCAAUUGAAUAUGGGUUGAAAAUGAUUUACAAAUCAUUGUAUUCCGUUUAUAUUUACAUCUAACACAAUUUCUCAAUUCAUAUGGAAACGGGGUUUGUAGAAUAAGAAACAUUGGCUUUCGAAAAUGCUGGGAACGAGUAAAGUGGUGCAUUGUGCUUCUUAGCAAGUCAGCCUCACAGCCAGGAGAGCCUGGGUUUUCUCUGAACACUUUUGCUUUCUUUUAGAUCCUGAAAAUGAGACUCAAAAUUGUCCGUUCUGAGUUGUUUCCUUUUUAUGUGUACUUUGUGAUUAACUGGCAAGCAUUAGUGCAGGGUGUUUUGCUGUCUUUUGCCAGCUGGGAUAGGCAACACCUUGCCUGCAACCCUAUUAAGGAGUAGCAGUACAGAAAACGUUGGCAAGUUAAAAUAUCUUGCUUAUCUCAGAUUUGACUACAUAUUACCUAAAAUAAGCAAACUGGUCUAAAAAUAUAUACAUACACAGUUUGGGCCUGAUCUACUAAAGGUUUGCAUAUAUUUCAACACAUGCAAACUUGAUCUAUUAAGCUGAUCUACUAAGCUUGUGUCUCUUAAAUGAGCAAACGAGAGCUCAAGCCAGCGUUUGUUGUUCAUGUAUAUGCAAAAUAUAUGCUGAUUAUUAGAACACCCGCACCAUGAUGAGAUGCAAAUGUAAUCACUUAGUGCUUGCAAUGUGAUUUAUUAAAACUGUUUUGUGACCGCU
Messenger RNA from Nerophis lumbriciformis (worm pipefish), 6425 nucleotides. RefSeq names its product tyrosine kinase with immunoglobulin-like and EGF-like domains 1 (gene tie1). Gene Ontology annotation, biological process: cell surface receptor protein tyrosine kinase signaling pathway; positive regulation of angiogenesis; multicellular organism development. Gene Ontology annotation, cellular component: plasma membrane; signaling receptor complex. The record is from RefSeq and is a predicted model, not a curated record. Lineage: Eukaryota; Metazoa; Chordata; Actinopteri; Syngnathiformes; Syngnathidae. Gene Ontology annotation, molecular function: ATP binding; transmembrane receptor protein tyrosine kinase activity; protein binding.